Nematostella vectensis (starlet sea anemone) is the source of this 922-nucleotide messenger RNA. RefSeq names its product rRNA-processing protein UTP23 homolog. Gene Ontology annotation, cellular component: small-subunit processome; nucleolus. NCBI's taxonomy places the organism in Eukaryota, Metazoa, Cnidaria, Anthozoa, Actiniaria, Edwardsiidae. Gene Ontology annotation, molecular function: small ribosomal subunit rRNA binding. The record is from RefSeq and is a predicted model, not a curated record. Bases 43 to 777 code for a protein of 244 amino acids. The transcript has 7 exons.
UCGUUGCUUAACCGAGAGGUACUGGUAACGAAAACCUAAACCAUGAAAGUGAAGCGGGUCAAAGGGGCUAAGAAAAUUUUGAAUUUUUACAAACAUUCUUUUGGUAUUUUUGAGCCAUAUCAAGUCCUAGUUGACUUGACGUUCUGCCAUGCUGCUUUGAUAGGUAAAGUGCUAAUAAAAGAGCAAUUACCCAAGUAUCUAGAUGCAGACGUACAGCUUGUGACCACUAAAUGUGUGAUAGAAGAAGGCAAGUCUUUGGGACCCCAGCUAAAUGGUGCUGUCACCAUCGCCAAGAGAUUUCAAGUUCGAUUGUGUGGCCACAAAAAGAAUUCCGUACCAGCCGUUGAGUGCAUCAAGACAAUGAUAGGUACCAAUAACCCUAAGAGAUACUUUGUGGCAACUCAGGACAGAGAGCUAACUCAACACUUAGCCGCCAUCCCAGGGAUACCUGUGCUUUAUCUCAACAAUAACUGUAUCGUGCUUGAUAAGGCAACCACUGUCACCAGUUCUGUGGCGCAAGAGAUUCAAGAUUCUAAAGUAAACCCUAGCUUACACGAAAAGGAAACAUUAAAGAUGCUUAAAACAGAUCUUCCUGAAACUGAGAGAAAAAUCAGGAGAAAGCGCAAACAACCUGGCGGACCAAAUCCUUUAUCAGUGAAGAAAAAGAAAAGGAAAACAGAUGGUGCAACAUCAAGCGAUUCUAAGAAAAAGAAAACAAGAAAAAGGAAAAAAGGAAAGGUUCCAGAGCAUGUAUUACAAGCUAUCGCAAAGAGCUAGUCAUAAACAUUUUCCUAUAAAUUAUUUAUUUUUUAUAGAAUUGUACACGCUGUCACUAAAAUAGGAUGCACUUAUCCUAUUCCUGACAUUGCUUAUGUUUUUUUACUAUAAAACGUUAAGGGACAAUAAAUACUAUAAGAAAUAA